Molecule: messenger RNA, 1147 nt
Organism: Ilyonectria robusta
Lineage: Eukaryota; Fungi; Ascomycota; Sordariomycetes; Hypocreales; Nectriaceae
Product: UMTA methyltransferase family protein
Exons: 8
Coding region: 175-948 (257 amino acids)
Molecular function (GO): methyltransferase activity
Source: RefSeq, a predicted model, not a curated record
GACGCUAUACCAGAUCACGAUUCUGUCUUGGACGAGUCAGAAGCAUCCAGCCAGUUAACGUCCCUGAAGUCUAGCAUCAUAAAUUACAAGUAUGGUUGCGAGAACGGACGCCGCUAUCAUGCAUUCAGAGAAGGGACAUAUCCAGUGCCAAAUGACGAACAGGAGCAAGAUCGCAUGGACAUGGUACACCACAUAUAUCGUCUGUUACUGGGAGGCAAAUUGUAUCUUGCUCCGAUUGGUGAUAACGUCCAGCGCGUGCUUGACCUCGGUACCGGGACAGGAAUCUGGGCAAUGGAUUUUGCAGACGAACAUCCAGCCGCAGAGGUUCUUGGGAUUGACCUGAGCCCCAUCCAACCUGUAUGGACCCCGCCUAAUUGUAUUUUUGCAGUCGACGAUUUUGAGUCCGACUGGCUUUAUCGCCAGCCGUUCGACUACAUACACGCCCGGGAAUUAGAAGGAUGCAUAGCAAACCCGGAUCAACUCUUUCGGCAGGCACUCGAGCAUUUGACGCCCGGCGGAUACCUUGAAAUGCAGGCCGUUGAUGGUUUUUUUGAGUCCGAUGACGGCACUGCUGAACAGGCCGUCCAUGCUCAAGCCUGGAUAAAGAGCUUGCUUGACGGCGCGAGGAAAUUUGGUAAACCUUUGGACACCUGUUCCAAGUGGAAGCAGCAAAUGGAGGAUGCAGGCUUUGUGGAUGUUCGGCAAGAAGCCUUCAAGUUCCCGAUCGGACCUUGGCCCAAAGACCCAAAACUCAAAGAGAUUGGGACUUGGCAGUAUUGGCAAGAGCUACAAGUCGUAGAAUCCUACACACACGGAAUCUAUUCUCGCGUACUCGGGUGGGAUAAUGUAGAGAUAGAGGUGUUCAAGGCCAAGGUGAAGAACGACUUCAAGAACCCGGCAAUCCACAUCUAUCUGCCGGUCGUUUUUGUCUGGGGGAGAAAGCUUUGAUUAGCCUGAGCUUCGUCGUUAAAUAAUUCAGCUGGGCCAUCUCGCGGUGGCUAUGCCGCCGUGGUGGUUCUGCGCGUCGGCGGACUCUGAGUGCAUGCUCGGCCUGGUCAAGAUUUCCAGCACGGUUGCGCCCACAACUUGGGCCUGUAGUCAUUUCUCACACUGCUACACUGCUGUGGAUGGGUCGAUAAUUUCCACA